UCGUCAAGCGGCUGGAAAUGAAACCCGGAAGCUGUUGCUAGCUCGUAAACGUAGGAGGAGCGUGUAAUGUGUACAGCGUGGCUGCAAGCGACUCUUGUUUUCUAUCAUACUGUCGAACCACUCACUCACUGCCACACCAGUUUUGACGCCCAGGCACUAUGAGCAGAGAGCUCAACGUGCCCACGGGCUCGCCGGCCCCGGGCAUGUCGGAGCGGGCCACGGAUGGCGGCGGCGGCGGCAUGGACUACAGGGACUGGGUGCGGCGCAGCUACCUGGAGCUGGUCAGCUCCAACCACCACUCGGUGCAGGCCCUCUCCUGGAGGAAGCUCUACCUGAGCAGGGCCAAGCUCAAGGCCUCCAGCAGGACGUCAGCGCUGCUCUCUGGCUUCGCAAUGGUGGCCAUGGUGGAGGUGCAGCUGGAGAUCCAGUACAGUUACCCGCGCGCGCUGCUGGUGGCGUUCAGCGUGUGCACCACGGUGCUGGUGGCCGUGCACCUGUUCGCGCUGCUCAUCAGCACGUGCAUCCUGCCCAACGUGGAGGCGGUCAGCAACAUCCACAACCUCAACUCGGUCAGCGAGUCGCCGCACGAACGCAUGCACCACUACAUCGAGCUGGCGUGGGGCUUCUCCACCGCGCUGGGCAUCCUGCUCUUCCUGGCCGAGGUGGUGCUGCUCUGCUGGAUCAAGUUCCUGCCUGUGGACUCGGGCGGGGCCGCCGCGGCCACCGCCUCGCCGGCGGCCGCUCGGGACAGCGGCUGGCGGGCGGCGCUGGCGUCCACCAUCAUCAUGGUGCCCGUGGGCGUCAUCUUCGUCGUGUUCACCGUCCACUUCUACCGCUCGCUGGUGCGCCACAAGACGGAGCGCCACCACCAGGAGAUCGAGGAGCUGCACAAGAUCAAGGUGGAGCUGGACGGCCAGGAGAGGGCGCUGCAGGUCGUGUGACCUCCUUUGCGGAUUUGGAAAGGGAAAAACAUCGGCCACCAGCUUCUGUCCCGGUCACUGCUAUUUAUUCCAAAACGUCAACUUACUGUACACUUCUGUGUUAAAGGCGUCCAUUUUGGGCUACGUGCAUCCAUAUUAUGUUUUUAAAAAAAUCCAUUUUGCCUUUUUUUUUUUUUUUUUUAUUAUAAUAUAAAGAGUCCAUUUUGUCCUUCACUUGUCCAGUUUGCGCUUUAGGCUAUUGAAAGCCGUUACAGCAUUAUUCGCUAUCCUUGAUAUCCUGCUUAGGCUCCUUGUUCUCACUAGUAAGACAAUUCAGCACUAGUAGGAUGACGAGGGUGUCUAACGAGUAAUGUUUUUUUUUGGUUUUUUUUUUUCACGAGCACAUGAACCUCAAAUGGCUGUUUGAGCAUUUAUUUAAUGUCUUUGAUAUUAUAUGCUGGUAAGCACUGUGUCCUCAUUCGGUAAACAAUUCUCAACUCAACUUUAUUUAUAGAGCAGUUUAAAAAUAUCAUUAUGUAAAAAACGUAAAAACUAUGAAACGUAUGGCAACUCAAAACAACAAAAUAAUAGCAAACAAUAAAACACUACAACAGUGCAGUUCUCAUGCUGAGUUGAAUAAAGCGCUAGUAGAACAACUGUGGCUUACGAGUAAUGUUUUGUUUUUCCACAACUGGGACCACUUUCAGCCUACGAGUUCAACCUUAAGAUGGAUAUCAAGAAUAUUGACCAAACGCUCAACCGACUUUGAUAUCGAAUAAAUGCUCAAAUGGCUUUCAAUAAAGGUUAUUCGAUUGCUUUGACAUCCAGCUUAAGGUCCAUGUACUAGUGCGCUCAUUGUCCUCAAUAGGAAGACCACUAGUAGAAUGACUGUGUCUUGCUCGGUUUUUCUACUACUAGUGCCGCAUUUGGCCUACUGUUACGACCUUUAGCUUGAUAUUGAUGGCUUCAAUGUCCUCGACAAUAAACGCUCGCGUGGCGUGUGCUGUACUAGUACACUCUUUGUCCUCAACAUUCAGCGCACUAGUAGAAGUCAAGCUUGAGAUUCAUUUGCAAGUUGGUUCUUUGCCCUCACUAGUAGUUCCCCCCCCCCCCCUACUAAUCCAUGACCUUCAGCUGGAUAGCAAAGGAAUGUUUCGAUAUCCAUUUUGUCUGUUCAUUGAGUCGGUGAAUGUUUUGACAAAAACGGGCUGUGAUGUUUGUUCUCGGUGCCAUGUUGUUGUUGUUACCACGGUUUCGCAUGACCUGCUGUAUAUCAGCUUUGUGAUUUUUAGCCCUUGUGUGGUGUUUUGACUUUGCUAUUUCAGCCAGUGUCUGUGGCUCUGCUGGAAAUCUGUUGACCAGUGUGACAAAUGGGUAUUUGACUAGCAGAAAGUGUCGGUGCUUGAAUUUGACAAUUUUGCCAAGGAGUCCGAUAUAAAUUCUUCUAUUAAGCGGCGGUUCCACAGACCCAAACACCAUACAAGGGUUAAUCCGAAAAACACCAGAAGUGGUUCAGAUCAAAUAGAUAUACAGUAAUAGAAAAAAAUAUAUAUUUUAAGUGGACGGUGAUGUGUUGCUCCUUUUGUUUUGUUGUACGUGCUCACAGGUCACAUCAUUAGAAACACGGCCUUCAUUGAUCUGAAAUGGUGGCUAGGCUUGGUUAGCUGCACAGUACCAGACUUUAAUUGUCGGAAUGAUUUUUUUUCUGUGAACAGUCAUGUAAACAUCGUUGCUGUCCAAGGGAAAUUAUCUGCACUUUUUUUAAUAUAAAAGUUUAUUUUAUUUUAUUUGUUUUUUAAAGCUCACUAAAUUAUCACUGUACUGUUUGUUUUUUUGUUUUUUAUAUUGGACAGCCACAAUAUUUUACAAAUUGCAUUUGUGUAUAAUAUGACAAAGAUCAUAUAUUGCCGCUGUCCAAUGAAAGGCAUGCAUCUCCAAGUUUUAGUAUUUGUUUUUCUCAUGGUUGGGAUGUAACAAAAACACAAAAUUGUUACGUCAUACUUUCUUUUUAUUGGAGAGCCUGAUAUAAAAUAAAGCAAUAUGUGGACAGGGACCGGGCCUGAGUGCAAAUAGCCAAAAUCUGCGAAUAAUUGAUGCCCAUCAUAAUUGCAUUGAAAAACAAAAUAGUGAAUAAGCGGGGAUAUAAUGACAAUGGGCGAUUUCGGGGUUGGUCCCCCCUCAAAAAGAAAACAAAUCUGUGGUUGCUGAACCGUCAAUAUGCAGGAGUCCACUGUUGAUAUUAGAUAACAAAGCUAGAUUAUCUUUCCAAUCGGAAAACUAUACAGUACGUCCUUAUUUUAGAAUGGUUUCUUUUUGUUGGGGAUGCUAGCAUUUGAUUGGAAAGCCAAUAAAUUACAAUAUGCACACUAUGUUAUAGAUCCCAAUAUAUUGUGGCUGUCCAAUGAGAAGCAUGCAUCGCCAAAUGGGGAUUUAUUUUUUAUUUUUAUGUUAUACAUAUCAAACAUUUUCCUUGGACAGCAAUGUUAUGAUUAUAUAUUGUAUAGCUAUUAUUAAUUCAAUGUCCAGUCUCAUUAACUAUAUUGUCCUAUUUAAUUGUGUAACUACUUUGGUGUCACAAGUUACCGUAAAGGUCAUUACUGAUACCUCGUGGUACUACUUGUUAAUUUUUUUUCCUUCGGGGUUUAUUUGUCCAAGCAGACCUCGCAAUUACUUGAGGCACGGUGUCUAUUUGUUACAUUUCCUCAUAAAGUGGCCUCCGCUCUAAGGGAUGCAGUGCCUCAAUUACUUGACAAUAUGGUUGCCUAGCGACCAAUGUCAAUCCGACGAGCUGGGCUGCAUCCAAUUAGGUUAUACUUGUGUUCUUAAUGAAGUGGCCCCUGAGUAUAUAAAAAUGUUACCGUCUCCUCCCCCCUCUUAUAUGCUAUUUGUGUGUAAAUGUUAUCAAAGCCAAAUCUGUCAUGUUAAUAUUUGUCAUCAAUGGAUGUGAUGUCUUCACUGCAUGGGUGAUGAUUUAACUGUUAAGAGUCUUAAUCCAAGUUUGGUCAGUUACACUGUUUUUACUUUUUUUUUUUUUUGUUUCCCCCCCCCCCCCCCCCUCCCCCCAUAGCCUUUAUUGACAAAUCUCACGAAGCCUUCUGUUAACUACAGAGAGGUCAAGUUGCUUUCGUAGCUAAGUCAAUGUCAACUCCCUUAGCUAGCUACAAAAUUGUUGUCUUGCUUAGCUAGUUACGGAGACGUCAAGUUCCUUUCGUAGCUAAGAUAAUGUCAACUCCCUUAGCACAGCUUUGCUUCAACGUCCAUCGGUUUCAUGGUCAAAGCUCGAUGGACAAUGACCCCAGCUGUUGUCAGGUGACUCACUAUCGCCCCCCCUUUCUGAGGUGCAAAAUGGUAUUACAAGUGAGCUCGCGACUUUUUUAGAUUCCAAAAUGCACCUUUGAACGCUGUCAAUGCGUUACUGUGCUCAACAUUUUCUACUUUACUCUAGCUCUAUUCCUAAGAAGGUUCGUCAUGUUUUUAUUUCAUAAAAGUGUCACCGAGACCUCCCUCCAAGCGUCUGAAUGUACCUUUUGCUCAUUAAAGCGUCUUUUUACUGA
Phyllopteryx taeniolatus (common seadragon) is the source of this 4474-nucleotide messenger RNA. RefSeq names its product ORAI calcium release-activated calcium modulator 2 (gene orai2). Gene Ontology annotation, biological process: store-operated calcium entry. Gene Ontology annotation, molecular function: store-operated calcium channel activity. Gene Ontology annotation, cellular component: membrane. The transcript is spliced from 3 exons. NCBI's taxonomy places the organism in Eukaryota, Metazoa, Chordata, Actinopteri, Syngnathiformes, Syngnathidae. The record is from RefSeq and is a predicted model, not a curated record. Bases 159 to 941 code for a protein of 260 amino acids.